Messenger RNA from Botrytis byssoidea, 192 nucleotides. RefSeq lists its product as uncharacterized. Bases 1 to 192 code for a protein of 63 amino acids. NCBI's taxonomy places the organism in Eukaryota, Fungi, Ascomycota, Leotiomycetes, Helotiales, Sclerotiniaceae. The record is from RefSeq and is a predicted model, not a curated record. The transcript has 2 exons.
AUGACGGGUGCGAGAACGAAUCUUGAUGGAUUUAGAGUUCCGGAGCUUGGAUUUUCCCUGCUUCUGCUAAUUAUUAUCAGCACUGAGGUUGCCCUCGGACGUAACGGCGACUACCGUGAGAAUGCCGAUGUAGGUCUCUAUUUAAAUUUGUCUAAGCGCGAAAUUCAAGUAUCCAUAAUGCCCAUUGAAUAG